ACCAUGCGGCGGCGCUACGAGGACGACGGCAUCUCAGAUGACGAAAUUGAAGGGAAGAGGACCUUUGACUUGGAAGAGAAGCUCCACACCAACAAAUACAAUGCCAAUUUUGUUACUUUCAUGGAAGGAAAAGAUUUUAAUGUAGAAUAUAUCCAGCGGGGUGGCUUGAGAGAUCCUUUGAUUUUCAAGAAUUCUGAUGGCCUUGGAAUAAAGAUGCCAGACCCAGACUUCACCGUGAAUGACGUCAAAAUGUGCGUAGGGAGUCGUCGCAUGGUGGAUGUCAUGGAUGUGAACACACAGAAAGGCAUUGAAAUGACCAUGGCUCAGUGGACACGCUACUAUGAGACCCCAGAGGAGGAGAGAGAGAAGCUCUAUAAUGUCAUCAGCCUGGAGUUCAGCCAUACCCGGCUGGAGAACAUGGUGCAAAGGCCCUCUACGGUGGAUUUUAUUGACUGGGUAGACAACAUGUGGCCACGGCAUUUGAAGGAGAGUCAGACUGAAUCAACAAAUGCCAUCCUGGAGAUGCAGUAUCCGAAAGUGCAGAAGUACUGUCUAAUGAGUGUUCGAGGCUGCUAUACUGACUUCCAUGUGGACUUUGGUGGUACCUCUGUUUGGUAUCACAUCCAUCAAGGGGGAAAGGUCUUCUGGCUCAUCCCCCCUACAGCCCACAACCUGGAGCUGUACGAGAAUUGGCUGCUGUCAGGGAAACAGGGAGACAUCUUUCUGGGUGACCGAGUGUCAGAUUGCCAGCGCAUUGAGCUCAAGCAGGGUUAUACCUUCGUCAUUCCCUCAGAUGCCAACCUCGGUUUCCAGGUUCCGAAUAAGUUCCGCUAUCCAUUCUACUAUGAAAUGUGCUGGUACGUGUUGGAGCGCUACGUAUACUGCAUAACCAACCGCUCCCAUCUAACUAAGGAAUUUCAGAAAGAGUCCCUUAGCAUGGAUUUGGAGUUAAAUGGGUUGGAGUCCGGAAAUGGGGAUGAGGACAUAGUGGAUCGAGAACCGCGGCGCUUGAGCAGUAGGCGUUCUGUCCUCACUAGCCCUGUAGCCAAUGGGGUCAACCUGGAUUAUGAUGGACUGGGCAAAGCCUGCCGAAGUCUUCCAAGUCUGAAGAAAACCUUGUCUGGUGACUCAUCCUCUGACUCUAGCCGGGGUUCCCACAAUGGCCAAGUGUGGGAUCCCCAGUGUAGCCCCCGAAAGGACAGGCAGGUACAUCUGACCCACUUUGAGCUUGAAGGCCUUCGCUGCCUUGUAGAUAAGUUGGAGUCUCUGCCUCUGCACAAGAAGUGUGUCCCUACAGGGAUAGAAGACGAAGACGCCCUCAUUGCGGACGUAAAGAUUUUGCUGGAGGAGCUUGCCAACAGUGACCCCAAGUUAGCCCUCACUGGAGUCCCUAUAGUACAGUGGCCGAAAAGGGAUAAGCUUAAAUUCCCCUCUAGGCCAAAGGUGCGGGUUCCUACCAUCCCCAUCACAAAGCCUCACACUAUGAAACCAGCUCCACGGUUAACACCUGUGAGGCCGGCUGCUGCCUCUCCCAUCGUGUCAGGAGCUAGACGGCGACGAGUGCGGUGUCGAAAAUGCAAAGCCUGCGUCCAGGGGGAAUGUGGUGUCUGCCACUACUGCAGGGACAUGAAGAAGUUUGGGGGGCCCGGGCGCAUGAAGCAGUCCUGUGUCCUCCGGCAGUGCUUGGCACCUAGGCUGCCUCACUCAGUCACGUGUUCCCUCUGUGGCGAGGUAGAUCAGAAUGAGGAGACACAGGACUUCGAGAAGAAGCUCAUGGAAUGCUGUAUCUGCAACGAGAUAGUCCAUCCGGGCUGCCUCCAGAUGGAUGGAGAGGGGUUGCUUAACGAGGAAUUGCCAAAUUGCUGGGAGUGUCCAAAGUGCUACCAGGAGGACAACUCGGAGAAAGCUCAGAAGCGGAAGAUGGAAGAGAGUGAUGACGAAGCCGUGCAAGCCAAAGUCCUGCGGCCCCUGCGGAGCUGCGACGAGCCCCUCACGCCCCCGCCCCACUCACCCACCUCCAUGCUGCAGCUCAUCCAUGACCCGGUCUCCCCCCGGGGUAUGGUGACUCGGUCAUCGCCUGGGGCUGGCCCCAGCGACCACCACAGCGCCAGCCGUGAUGAGCGCUUCAAACGGCGGCAGUUGCUGCGGCUGCAGGCCACAGAGCGCACCAUGGUACGGGAAAAGGAGAACAAUCCCAGCGGCAAAAAGGAGCUGUCUGAAGUUGAGAAAGCCAAGAUCCGGGGAUCGUACCUCACUGUCACGCUGCAGAGGCCCACCAAAGAGCUCCACGGGACAUCCAUUGUGCCCAAGCUGCAGGCCAUCACGGCCGCCUCUGGCAACCUUCGCCACUCCCCCCGUGUGCUAGUGCAGCACUGCCCAGCCCGAGCCCCCCAGCGUGGGGACGAGGAGGGGCUGGGGGGGGAGGAGGAGGACGAGGAGGAGGCGGAGGAGGACGAGGACAGUGCAGAGGAGGGGGGUGCGGCCAGGCUGAACGGCCGGGGCAGUCGGGCUCAGGACGGAGACGAGAGCUGGAUGCAGCGGGAGGUCUGGAUGUCUGUCUUCCGCUACCUCAGCCGCAGAGAACUUUGUGAAUGUAUGCGCGUGUGCAAGACGUGGUAUAAAUGGUGCUGUGACAAGAGACUUUGGACAAAAAUUGACUUGAGCAGGUGUAAGGCUAUCGUACCCCAGGCUCUCAGUGGCAUCAUCAAGAGGCAGCCAGUCAGCCUUGACCUCAGUUGGACCAACAUCUCCAAAAAGCAACUGACGUGGCUUGUCAACAGGCUACCAGGACUGAAAGACCUCCUUCUGGCGGGCUGCUCCUGGUCUGCCGUCUCAGCCCUUAGCACCUCCAGCUGCCCCCUUCUCAGGACCCUGGAUCUUCGGUGGGCAGUAGGAAUCAAGGACCCUCAGAUUCGAGAUUUGCUAACUCCACCAGCUGAUAAACCAGGUCAGGACAAUCGCAGCAAGCUCCGGAACAUGACCGACUUCCGGCUGGCAGGCCUUGACAUCACGGACGCCACACUUCGCCUCAUCAUCCGUCACAUGCCCCUCCUGUCUCGACUCGACCUCAGUCACUGCAGCCACCUUACAGACCAGUCCUCCAAUCUGCUCACCGCCGUCGGGUCUUCCACACGCUACUCCCUCACGGAGCUCAACAUGGCAGGUUGCAAUAAAUUGACAGACCAGACCCUGAUCUACCUGCGGCGCAUUGCCAACGUCACCUUGAUUGACCUUCGAGGAUGCAAGCAGAUUACUCGGAAAGCCUGUGAGCACUUCAUCUCAGACUUGUCCAUCAAUAGCCUCUACUGCCUGUCUGACGAGAAGCUGAUCCAGAAGAUCAGCUAA
Messenger RNA from Orycteropus afer afer, 3345 nucleotides. It is a transcript of the gene KDM2A, whose product is annotated as lysine demethylase 2A. Gene Ontology annotation, molecular function: zinc ion binding; histone demethylase activity; DNA binding. The record is from RefSeq and is a predicted model, not a curated record. Gene Ontology annotation, biological process: protein demethylation; regulation of transcription by RNA polymerase II. NCBI's taxonomy places the organism in Eukaryota, Metazoa, Chordata, Mammalia, Tubulidentata, Orycteropodidae.